AUGGCACCUGAUCUGAACGGCGUCGCCGCAGGCGGCAAAUUCGACUACUCCCAGCCAGGAUCCUCUGGGUACGACAUCAGGCAGGACCUCACAUGGAAAGACCCGAAGAAUCGCAAGCUCAAAGUCCUCACGAUUGGAGGUGGCGUCACGGGGAUCUUGAUGGCAUAUCAGAUCCAGAAGCUGUGCGAGAAUGUUGAGCAUGUGAUCUAUGAGAAGAAUGCGGAUAUCGUCUGCAACACCUUCGACCUGCGCAAAUACAUGACCUUCCACACCGAAGUCAUCGGCGCCUACUGGGAAGACAGCAAAGGCCAAUGGCGCGUAAAACUCCGCCAGUCCAAACCCAACGAAGAGCCGCGCGAGUUCGAAGAGCACUGCGAUCUUCUGCUACAUGGCACGGGGAUCUUGAAUAAUUGGAAGUGGCCGGAUAUACCGGGUUUGAGGGAUCGGUUCAAAGGGAAGAUUAUUCAUACGGCGAGGUGGCCGAGUGAGUAUCAGACGGAGGAGUGGAAGAAGGAGAGUGUGGCGGUGAUUGGGUCGGGAGCGUCGUCGAUUCAGACCGUGCCUACGAUGCAGCCGCAUGUGAAGCAUUUGGAUGUUUUUGUGAGGACGGGGGUUUGGUUUGUGCAGAUUGCCAACAAUUACGGGCAGAACAAGGAGUAUGACCAGAAGGAGAAGGAUGAAUUUCGCCACAACCCCAAGGCUCUCGUCGCUCACGCAAAGGACAUCGAAGACCAAGUCAACGGCCUCUGGGGCGCCUUCUACUCCGGCACGGAAGCGCAAAAAAUGGGCCAAGAAAUGUUCAAAGCCCGCAUGGCCGAAUUCAUCAAAGACCCACGCCUCCUCGAAGGCUUCACGCCCAAAUUCGGCGUCGGCUGCCGCCGCAUCACGCCCGGCGACCCCUACAUGCUGGCGAUCCAAGAACCCAACGUCGAUGUGCAUUUCACGGCCGUGGCGAGCUGCACGGAGGACGGGGUCGUGGGCGAGGAUGGGGUGGAGAGAAAGGUGGAUACGGUGGUUUGUGCGACUGGGUUUGAUGUUAGUUAUCGGCCCAGGUUUCCGCUUGUUGGGAAGGGGGGCGUGGAUUUGAAGGAUAAGUGGAAGGUCUGUCCCGAGUCAUAUCUUGGUCUGGCGAUUCCUGAGUUUCCCAACUUCAUCACGUUUGUGGGGCCGACGUGGCCGGUGGAGAAUGGAAGCGUAAUGGGUCCUCUUCACACGGUCUCAGAUUACGCUAUCCAGAUCAUCAAGAAGAUGCAGAAUGAGAAUAUCAAGAGCUGGGCUCCGAAGCAGGACAUCACUGACAAGUUCAACGACCACGUUCAGGAAUGGAUCAAACACACCGUCUGGAAAGAAGACUGCCGCAGCUGGUACAAAGACAACAACACAGGCCGCGUAAACGCCGUCUGGCCCGGCUCCUCCAUGCACUACCAACAAGUCAUCGAAACGCCACGCUACGAAGACAUGGAAAUCUCCUACUUCGACAAGAACCCCUGGGCGUGUCUGGGCAUGGGAUGGACGGUGGAGAAUCGCAUCACCGCGCAGGGUGGGGCGGAUUGUAGUCCUUAUUUGAGUUUGGGGAAUUUGGAUCCCAAGUGGUAUGUUGCCAAUGGAGGGGAUGAGGGGGUGCUGAGGGAGCAGGUCGAGGAGGAGAGGAGGGGCAAGUAA
Molecule: messenger RNA, 1662 nt
Organism: Zasmidium cellare ATCC 36951
Lineage: Eukaryota; Fungi; Ascomycota; Dothideomycetes; Mycosphaerellales; Mycosphaerellaceae
Exons: 9
Coding region: 1-1662 (553 amino acids)
Source: RefSeq, a predicted model, not a curated record